CAGCAGAACUCAUCGUCUUCAGCGAUCCAAUCGUGCCAGGAAUUGACAGUAGCACAAGGGCAGGACUGCAGCAUUUGCUCCAUCAAGUAAGAUAAAACAUGCAAGGAAUCGCAAAGGCGCUACGCUUGCAUGGAAACCAACUAAGGCACACAGUUUUACAACAUAUGAACAAGGGAAUCUUCUCAUGGGCCACCCUGAUUUCACGCAUACAAAGUGAAUCUCCAACUGUAAUUAUACCUCACAUGGGGUUAGAGAACAUGACGGUCAGAGAAAUUCUCAAGGCAAAAGGAGAGGCUGAGGCUGGAACAGUCUACUGGUGCAACACCAGUCAUUUGGUACAUGAAGCCGUCAAGCAUAUGAUGGCCCAUAAUGUUGGAGCCCUAGUAGUGCUCGAGUCAGGGGAUGAGAAGCAACUUGCAGGAAUUGUAUCUGAGAGAGAUUUUGCCAGGAAGAUCCUAUUGCCAGGGCGACCUUCAAAAGAAACAAGAGUUCAAGAUAUCAUGACAAAAGAGGACCAACUAAUUACAGUGUCCAGCAGUACUAGUAUCCUACGUGCAAUGGAGCUAAUGACAGACAAGCAUAUUAGACAUGUUCCUGUUUUUGACGACAAGGUAGUUGGUAUGAUUUCCAUUGGUGAUGUUGUUAGAGCUAUUGUGGACCAACAGCACCAAGAAGUAAAACAACUGAAGAAGUAUAUCACAGGAGAUUACUAUUAGCAUAAUUUUUAUAUCUGAUGGAGAAACAUAAAUUCUACGCAAUUAUGCAUGAUACUGAGCAAAGAUGUGUACCUCCCUCCAGUGCAAUCAAUUUGCACUGCUUAUCAUGUGAAGUUUGACGCUGUAAA
Phragmites australis (common reed) is the source of this 844-nucleotide messenger RNA. RefSeq names its product CBS domain-containing protein CBSX3, mitochondrial-like. Lineage: Eukaryota; Viridiplantae; Streptophyta; Magnoliopsida; Poales; Poaceae. The transcript has 6 exons. The coding region runs from base 99 to 716 and encodes 205 amino acids. The record is from RefSeq and is a predicted model, not a curated record.